AGGACGCGGGCCGCAAUUGCGCACGAUGAGACAUCCCUUCGCUCUUUUGCCCGGCGCCUUGCUUUCCGUUCUAUUGAUAGGAUUAUCCUUUAACAAUCUCGAUGGCCCCGUCCUUCUCGCCAGCGCGGUUACGGUCUACUCGCAGCAGCCGAUCGCGACAACCACCGCAUCGGGAGCAACGGCUUCGUAUACCGGUGCCGCCGCGUAUGACCCCACCGUGUUGAACCCGCCCCCGAUCCCGGACCCGCUACCGAGCAUGUCGUUCGGAAUCCAGCUGCAGAGUAGCUCCGACGCUGUUUCCGGGCUUAGCAUCAAGCAGAACGGCGGCUUCAUGGGUUUCUCCAUCGAGUUUUCCGUUAUCAACCAAGUUUUGGGCAAGAACUCGUCGUACCUCCAGAUUCCGUUCCUGAACUUGAUGUCGAAUAUCCGGCAGCGUGCGGGACACGUCCGCAUUCGUGUUGGCGGUAACACACAGGAGACGGCGACGCUCGUGGAUAGCCUCGCGGACGGCAAGAUCCUCGAGAAGGACGAGGACAACCUCACUAAUCCCACGGAUACCCCGCCGCUCGUGUUCACACCCGACGUUCUCUACAUGCUCAACAACAUCUCUGCGCUGGUCAACACGAAGUGGUACCUCGGCGUUCCUUUCAACGAUACGACCAAUCUCCGACUGAGUAUUGUUCAAGUUGGUGAAGCGGUACUCGGCGAUAAUCUCCUCGGAUUGCAGGUCGGCAAUGAACCCGAUUUGUACGUGAAACACAACCAUCGUAGUGGCACAUACUCGCCUUAUGACUACUUCGGCGAGUUCGGCGUCUUGGUGCAAGCCCUAGCCGCGGCACCAGACCUGUACCCAGUUAGGAACAACCUCAUUGCCCCGAGCAUCGCAACAGGUGACUGGACACCAGAGAUGGUCUGGGACACUGGGUUCAUCCCUUCAUACACUGAUUCUCUCGGUGCCUUGGCCGUUGAGCAUUACCCCGACGACAAUUGUUUCGCAAUUUACGGUAUUGGGUCACCGCGGGACCCGCAGACGGAGUUCCCCAAUUAUCUCAACCACACCUCCGGCCAGUCUAUCGUCCAACCAUACCUGAACAGUACCGCCAUCGCUCAGGCUGCCGGAAAGUCCUUUAUCAUGCUUGAGACGAACACCGCGUCAUGCGGUGGGUUCCCCGGCAUCAGCGACUCCUUCGGAGCCGCCCUCUGGGCGCUUGACUACGGCCUGCAGAUGGCCUACUCCAACUUCAGUGGCGCGAUGUUGCACGUCGGCGGUCAGAACGUGUACUAUAACCCUUUCACCCCUCCGCCGACUAACCAAUCGACCUUCCAUCAGUGGACCAUUGGCCCGGUUUACUACUCAGCGCUGGUCAUCGCGGAGGUGUUCGGAAGCUCGAACGAGAGUCAGAUCGUCGACCUCUUCCCGAACGACGCCCGUAUAUACACCCCCGCGUACGCGAUCUACGAAAACGGCAGCCCUGCCCGUGUAGCACUCUUCAACUACAUCACGGAUUCGUCCGGGAACAGUGACUACACCGCGUCCAUCUCGAUCAACGGCGGUACCGUGCCUAGCUCCGUCAAGGUCAAGUACCUCUCCGCGCCGAGCGUGUCAUCCAAGAACGACAACAUCACCUGGGCAGGCCAGACCUUCGGCGCUACUUUUGCGAGCGAUGGUCGGCUCAAGGGCGACCUCGACCUGCAAACCGUCACCUGCGACACGACAGCGAACACCUGCCCGAUCAAGGUCCCCGCGCCGGGCUUCGCGCUCGUCUUCCUCUCGGACGACGCGCUCUCCGCGGCCGACUCGGUGUCGACCAUGACGGCCACGUUCUCGACCACGUCCGUGACGAAGACCGCGAACACGGUCACGAUCGACGCGAGCGUGCUCGCGACGAGCAACGGGCACAGUGGCAAGGACCGAAAGCUUGGCAGCACGAGUAAAGGGUCGAGCUCGGAUGCGCCGGGAUCCGCCGCUAUGUCCGCGUUUGCUGCUGUAGCUGCGAUGACGUUCGGCGCGAUCGUCCUCGUCGGCAGAUGGUGGAUGUAAUGUCCGUUUUCCUGGAUUUCUGCGCGCAACCUUAUCCGUCUCUCUUUCAUCGUUGCUCUUUAUGUUCAAGAGUUCGCUCUGUGCGUACAGACUCGAGUGCGGAAGCAAGGGCAGACGUGGCAGCGAGCAGGUCGUCUGAGGUGUCUCCGGCGACGAUGCCUGUCACUCCAUGAUCGAUUGUAACCGCGGCGGACAUGGUAACAUCUGCAUGCCCUGAUCGGGUACCCACCUAUUGUUUCCCGGCCUGACACUGCGAGGGUUCACAGUUGAGGAUCUGCUGGUGCGAACAUAUGUCGUACGGUGAUUGCGCUUCUCGUGAGAUAUGGGGUUGCAACGUUAUUGCCGGCAUCGUCGGCAUCGGCCGUGCUGUGAUGUCACAAACGCGUUACCUCACGCGUUGUUGAAGAUUUUGCCCGUUCCCUGCUUAUUCCUUCAGAGUGAAGCCAUCCUGCUCUCCAAGAAACCCACAAGACGACAUGUCCAAUAUUGCCUCUUUCCAUCCGCUGAAUCACUUGGAGACCACUCCGCUACUGACAUUCCAGAUAACUUGACGCAGUACUCACAACACUGUAUCCUCGCGGAC
This is a messenger RNA of Punctularia strigosozonata HHB-11173 SS5, 2624 nucleotides long. RefSeq lists its product as uncharacterized. NCBI's taxonomy places the organism in Eukaryota, Fungi, Basidiomycota, Agaricomycetes, Corticiales, Punctulariaceae. The coding region runs from base 26 to 2041 and encodes 671 amino acids. The record is from RefSeq and is a predicted model, not a curated record. The transcript is spliced from 11 exons.